Molecule: messenger RNA, 427 nt
Organism: Notodromas monacha
Lineage: Eukaryota; Metazoa; Arthropoda; Ostracoda; Podocopida; Cyprididae
Source: the annotation of a GenBank genome assembly
CCUGAAAGCUGUUCCCUCUUCUGCCUUGGGAAUGGUAUUGGACAAAAUGUUGCAAUUGGUAAAUUGCUCAUCUCAACAACAGGGUUCCCAGAUUGAACCACCUCAAACAACAAUAGUAUCAACAACAAAAGCUACACCAGCAAGCAGUUCACCUUCUACAACAAUAUCACCAACAACAAAUUCUGGAGGAUCCAGCACAACUUCAACAACACCAGGGACAACUACAGCAGGAAAUUCAACCAAAAUACAGAUGACCAAAGAAUCUUCCAGCAACAGCUCAACCAUGCAAAGUUCAUUGGACCAAGAUAUGAAAACCAUGUUGAAUUCCUUUGACAUGCAGCAGUCUGAUGGAGAUGUCAAAGGCCUUUCUAGUGUAGAAAUAAGUGGCACAUACCAUCAGCCAACAACUUUCCAUCCUGACAGCAGU